GGAGGAGAGAAACCACAGUGAGAAAACAACACUGCACGGUCGACCGUCCAUUUUCCCAUUUUGUGAAACGAGGAAGCAUGUUUGAUAUUUCUUGAGAAAUAACUGGAAAGAAAAUGGGUAAAUAUAAACCAGGAAUCAAGAAAUCUGAGAAACCAGAACCCGCCAGCCCCUCAGAGGUGAACAUUGUCUUACUGGGCAGGACGGGUGCUGGGAAAAGUGCUUCCGGAAACACCAUCCUGGGAGAAAAGAAGUUUAAGUCGAAAUUUGGCGCCAAGUCCAAGACAAGAGAAUGUAAGGAGGCGACAGCGGUUGUUUCAGGAAGACGGGUGACGGUGCUGGAUACGCCAGGACUGUAUGACACAACGCAUGGCAUGGAGAGAAUUGAAGAUGAAAUACAAAAAGUGAAAGAAUUUUCGUGCCAAGGUCAAUGUGUAUUUCUCCCUGUAAUUGAGCUGGGUCGAUUCACAGAGGAAGAGGAGAAAUCCAUAGAGAAAAUCCUUGGGUCUUUUGCUGAGGAACCCUUGAACAAGUUCAUGAUCCUUUUCACCAACGGGGAUAAGUUAGAGGGGCAACCUAUUCAGGAGUUUCUUGAAGAAGCAGAUGAAAACCUGCUGGGGGUAUUGAACAAAUUUGGCAACAGGUAUCAUGUCUUCAACAACAAAUCCAAACCUGAGGACAGACAGGUUGUGGAACUCUUGAAGAAAAUAGAUGACAUGCUUAUGGGAAUACAAAAUUUUUCGAAAGAGACCAAAGAAUGUUUUACUGGACCAAGAGAACCAAAUGAAAUUGAACUUAUUUGUCAGGAAAUGAAUUUGGAUGGAACAAUGUCUCACGAAGGGGAAGACGAGGAGACAACGCAGGAACCGCGGAGGCUCGUUCUUCUUGGGAAGGCAGGAACUGGGAAGAGCGCCACAGGAAACACAAUCCUGCGCAGAGAUGGGUUUGAAUCAAAAGGUGGGGUAUCUGCAGUCACAAAAGAGUGUCAGAAAAUAGAGGGGGUGGUGUGUGGGAGAAAAGUUGCUGUGGUGGACACACCAGGCUUCUUUGGCAAUACAGGUUCCAAAGAGGAAAUCGCAAAGGAAGUUGUGAAAAGUGUCUGUCUGUCUGCCCCUGGACCUCAUGCGUUCAUUUUGGUCAUUUCUUUAAAUGAGCGUCUCACAACUGACGCCAAGGACACUAUUAAGGAGCUCCACAACAGAUUUGGUGAAGAUUUUAGAAAACACACCAUCAUACUGUUCAGUCAUUUGGAUAAAUUGGACCAGAAUGAGACCGUUAAAGAUCUGAUUAAAUCUGACCCAGAAUUCAAUGAACUCCUCUCUCCCUUUGAGAACAGGAUUCAUGCUUUUGAUAAUAAUAAUAGAAACAAUCGUGGUCAGGUUAAAGAACUGCUCGAGAAGAUCGAUAACAUGGUAACGCAGAACGGGGGAGACUGUUACACAGAUGAGAUGUACAGAAUGGCAGAGAAGACUAUUGCUCCAGAGGCGGAGAGACUUUUCAGAGAGAAUAAGGAGAUUUGUAGAAGAGCUGAGCUUCAGAAAAAGAAUGCCAGUGGGAACAGAGAUUCAUGGAUGAGGCAGGCAGUUCUUCCCUAA
Messenger RNA from Anguilla rostrata (American eel), 1592 nucleotides. Its product is annotated as GTPase IMAP family member 4-like. The coding region runs from base 114 to 1592 and encodes 492 amino acids. Gene Ontology annotation, molecular function: GTP binding. The record is from RefSeq and is a predicted model, not a curated record. The transcript has 4 exons. Lineage: Eukaryota; Metazoa; Chordata; Actinopteri; Anguilliformes; Anguillidae.